Melanotaenia boesemani (Boeseman's rainbowfish) is the source of this 534-nucleotide messenger RNA. Its product is annotated as gamma-crystallin M2-like. Bases 1 to 534 code for a protein of 177 amino acids. Gene Ontology annotation, molecular function: structural constituent of eye lens. Lineage: Eukaryota; Metazoa; Chordata; Actinopteri; Atheriniformes; Melanotaeniidae. The transcript is spliced from 3 exons. Gene Ontology annotation, biological process: lens development in camera-type eye; visual perception. The record is from RefSeq and is a predicted model, not a curated record.
AUGGAGCGCACAGGAAAGAUCUUCUUUUAUGAGGACAAGAACUUCCAGGGUCACUACUACGAAUGCAGCAGCGACUGUCCUGAGCUCAGCUCACACUUCAGUCGCUGUAACUCCAUCCGUGUGGAGGGUGGGGCCUGGGUCAUCUAUGAGAGACCCCAGUAUAUGGGCUACCAGUACAUCCUCAUGAAAGGGGAGUAUCCAAAUUACCAGAGCUGGAAUGGCUUCAAUGAAACCAUUCGCUCCUGUCGUCUUAUCAGACAGCCAUCCAGCAGGUACAGGAUCCGCAUCUAUGAACGUCCAGACUUCAGUGGCCAGAUGAUGGAGUUAAGUCAGGACCUGCCCAACCUGCAGGACCGUUGGCGCUACCGUGACAUCCACUCAGCCAAUGUUCAGGAUGGAAUCUGGGUCUUCUAUGAGAAUCCAAAUUACAGGGGGCGUCAGUACCUGCUAGAAAAAGGUGAAUACAGACGUCACUCUGAGUGGGGGGCUCUGCACUCCACUGUGGGCUCCAUUAGACAUGUUGUUGACAUUUAA